This is a messenger RNA of Caenorhabditis remanei, 1896 nucleotides long. RefSeq lists its product as uncharacterized. NCBI's taxonomy places the organism in Eukaryota, Metazoa, Nematoda, Chromadorea, Rhabditida, Rhabditidae. Gene Ontology annotation, molecular function: acyltransferase activity, transferring groups other than amino-acyl groups. Gene Ontology annotation, biological process: polysaccharide biosynthetic process. Gene Ontology annotation, cellular component: membrane. The record is from RefSeq and is a predicted model, not a curated record. Bases 1 to 1896 code for a protein of 631 amino acids. The transcript is spliced from 8 exons.
AUGGCCCAAUCUGUCCCACCAGGAGACAUCCAGACCCAGCCCGUCGUGAAGAUCGCCAAGGUGAUCAAACCCUCGGCUCGACCACCACUUCGUGUCAAUCCCUCGGCCCGACCACCAAAUGGAAUCAAGACCACCAACACGAAGCGUAGUGGUGUCGACUCACGGGACCCAAUGUUCUGUCGUCCGUCUCUUUCUUUCAGGUCAGAAGGGUUUUCACACAUCAAGAACGACGGUAUCAACGUCGAGCCGACGAACACCCCAGAUGGUGCCUCCAAGCAAUUCAGUCGUGAGUGGUCCCAAAAAGACGAUAUGGAUCCGAAAAAGCAAGAGUUCCUUGCCGACGGCUCCUCUCUAAACGCGUACAUCCAUCUAUGGUCACUGGGUGUUGAAAUGCAAUUCUAUCUUCUCGUCCCAUUCAUUUUCUUUGGUCUCCAAUCAUUGAAAAACGACUUGCUAAGACUUAUUGCUGUUUCCCUAACAACUAUCAUCGGUUUCCUCUGCUUCGCAUUCAUCAACCAACAAUUCGCCUUCAAUUUCAUGUUUCUAAGGUUAUGGCAAUUCUCAGCAGGAUUUAUUGCCCUGUUCUGGAAGAAAACAAGUUUCUAUGAGUACUCUGAAAAACUUAAACCAGCAAAAAUAGAAAUGGUGUUACCUGUGGCUAAGGAGGACUUGGUGACCGUGUCUUUGUCAGUGAUUGCUUUAUGUAUACUACCUUACAAGCUGGAAGUUUUGGUGUUAAGGCCAUUGGUGACUUUAGCAACGGCGUUUGUUAUAGCCAAUGAAUCUCAGGAUAACCAAUUCCUGAAAUCCAAAACUCUAUGUUACGUUGGAGAUAUUUCCUAUGUGAUCUACUUGGUGCAUUGGCCACUCAUUGUAAUUUUUCUCACCUCCACGUUGAAAACGCAUAUCUGCUGUAUAAUGGUCACUAUUAUCGCUGCUGUAGUACUCCACCACUUAUUCGAGAAACAAUAUUUGAGACUUGACUGGAAAGCAUUAGUCCUAUUACUCUUCAUGCUGGCUCUGAGUAACGCCUUCCUGCAGAAUAGUGUCAGAGAGCACAGCUUCUGGAACAACACCUAUCCGGAUGAGAUUCAAUUGAUAGUCAAUAGGAAUAAGGUGAUGCUUCCAAACCUGUGGGAAACAGAACCUUCAAACGAUACGUGUGCAGAGACUACACUGGAGGAUCCGAUAGAGAAGAAGCGAGUUUUUGGAUACUGUAGAUAUCCGCGUGGCACUGGAAACAUCUCCGUCAUGAUGAUUGGCAACAGCUAUGUCAUGAACCUUCAUGAUCCUAUCCGAGCUCAAUUCCACUAUAACUACUCAGAUUUCAGAUAUAUUUCUAUAGGAGAAGGUUACGGGUUCUAUUCCGACAAUUAUUGGUCUGGAAUCGCAUUGGACAUUUUUAAGAAGCAUGUAGAAACACAUAGGCCGGAUGUUCUUUUUGUAUUGGCUAGGUACUCUCCGGCUAUCAGAACACAGUUCAAAGAACCAGAUGCUUUUGUGGAUCAGAUGAAUACGAAUAUCGAAUUUUUGGAAAGAUUCGUAAAGAAAAUUUAUAUCCUGGGCUCCCAUCCACUUUAUAAUUUGAACUUCCUCAACUUCUUUUUGCAAUACGCAGUCCAGCGACAAUCCGAAUUGGAAUCCCUUCAUCUAAACCGACUAAAAGCGGAUGAAGAAAUGAGAUAUGUCAAAAAGCGGUUUAGUUUGAUAAAGUGCAAAAAGUGCCAGUUCUUCGACCUAAGCCACGUGUUUAUUGAAAACGACAAGUACCUAACAUUCGAUAGGGACCAGAUGCUAUCUUAUGUUGACAACUCAAUUCAUCUCACUGGUCCUGGAAUCAAGAUGUGCGAGCCUGUAUUUCAGAAGGUUGCUAGGGAGGUUAUGGACACUAUUUGA